This is a messenger RNA of Hordeum vulgare subsp. vulgare (domesticated barley), 1120 nucleotides long. Its product is annotated as RING-H2 finger protein ATL74-like. Gene Ontology annotation, biological process: protein ubiquitination. The coding region runs from base 137 to 883 and encodes 248 amino acids. NCBI's taxonomy places the organism in Eukaryota, Viridiplantae, Streptophyta, Magnoliopsida, Poales, Poaceae. The transcript has a single exon. The record is from RefSeq and is a predicted model, not a curated record.
ACCCAACCAACUGCGCCAUCAUUCCUCACCAGCUCCAUCGCAAGGGACAUCACUACUACUCUACUACUACCAAGUAGCCACCACUGGAACGAGCUAGCGCACCAACCGACGACAACGAACGCGCCGAGGAGCGAGCAUGUCGAUGUCGGUGUCCAUGUCCGGUAAGGCGAGCGACCCGGGUUCCGCGUGGUUCGGCGGCGGCAGCAGGAGCCCGCAGCCGGGGCCGACACACAACGUGCGGCUCAUCGCCAUGGCCGUCGCCGCCUUCGUGUCCGUGCUCGGCCUCUCCCUGCUCCUGCACCUCUACAUCUGCCGCGUCCGCAGCCGGAACCGCAGGCAGGCCGAGGCGGCCGCGGCCGCGGCCGCGCUGGAGGCCGGCUCGGCGGCCACCAAGCCGGCCAAGGUCGGGCUGGACCCGUCUGCCAUCGCGGCGCUGCCGACCGCGGCGUACCAGGAGACGGGCGAGCCGGGCAGCGGCGCCAGCGAGUGCACCAUCUGCCUCGGCGCCAUGCAGGAGGGCGAGGCGGUGCGCGUGCUGCCGGCCUGCGCCCACGUGUUCCACGUCCCCUGCGUCGACACGUGGCUGGCGUCCAGCUCGUCGUGCCCGGUCUGCCGCGCCCUGGUGGAGCCGCCGCCGCCGUCGCCGGCCGCGCCAGCGUGGGUGCAGGAGAAGCAGGGCCUGGAGAAGCAGGAGUGUGCUGCAAGUGGGAGCUCGGCGCCGCCGUGUGGGCUCGGCGCGUCGCUGAUGAGGAUGCUGAGCAGGGAGAGGCCGCUGGCGCGGAGGCCGGCGCACGGCGACCACGCGCACCCGAUGGAAAUGCAUGUCGAGGACCUGGAAAGCCAGGUGCCCCAGCAGCAACACUCGGUGGAUACCAAUUAUUAGUGUACUCUACUUUUCUUUUUCGUUUUUCUUCUUCUUUGGGGUUCUCGUCAUUCGCUGCUCGAUUGCCCAUCUUGCGUCUGGGUGGCCGAUUCAGAGGUGUGAAAAUACAGUGCACCCCUGAAGUGUCCUAUGUUUUUAUUAGGCACCGGUGCUUGUCGAUGUGCUUGGAGCUCACCCAUGUCUCUCGUAUUUGUGCAAACAAGGGAUAAUGGAUAUAUGGAGCUCUAUUUUCUCUGG